CCCAGGAGAAAAAUCCUGGGUGAAGGGAUUUUUUUCAGAGAAUGUGAAUGCCACACGUGAUGAGGAGACACCACUUCCUUCUCCUCCAGCCUUUUCUUCCUCCUCGGAGCAGAAAAACAUGGGGUGCCUUUGUAAAGCCAUCAUUAACCCCACCUCAUUCCUGUGAUACACGAGAGAAUUGGUUCUAUGAUGAAACUUCACAAAACUGCUGUUACCAGUGUCCCUCAGGCUAUGUUAAAAAGAAAGCAUGUCCUCGGGAUCCAGCUGAAGACUGCAUGACAUGUGGGCCUAAUGAGUAUUUGAGCAAUGAAUCCCAAAAGCCACGAUGUGAUGCCUGUGUGUCAUGCUUAAAAGAGCUGGACCUGGUGGAGAAGCAGCCCUGCUCCCUCAGCUCCGGCCGCGUGUGCGAGUGCCGCCCGGGGCUCUUCUGCCGGCUCCCCGUGCUCAACAGCUGCUCACGCUGCCAGCACCACUCUGCUUGCAAGCCUGGCUUUGGAGUCAAAAUCAGGGGCACCGCAAAGAAUGAUGUCGCGUGUGAAGAGUGCCCUCCUGGGACCUUCUCUGAUCAAAGCUCCAGCACAGACAUCUGCAAACCCCACACCAACUGUGCCAAGCUGAACAAAGUAACGCUAAGGAAAGGAAAUGCUACUCACGAUCAAGUUUGCCUGGACCAGUUGCCCACGUACCUCACCCCAAGCACUUUGUCCAUGAGAUUCAGCAACGAAACAAAUAACUUUGACCUGAGGAUGUUUAAGGAGAGCCUGGUGACCUUGGCUAGUGGUGAUCCUCUAAGUGUCACAACAGCUGAAAAUCCCAGUUCAACUCCUGAGGAGAAAGCUCAGGCUGGCACUUCUCCCACCUCAGCCAAGGGGAAGAUGACAAUAGGAGGUGUGGUGCUCUGGGCAGUGGUUCUCUCCGUGGCUGUGCUCCUUGGGGCCAUGCUGGCGUUUUGGAAAUGGAAGGUUUGCAAGAAGAGGAUCCUGGUGCUCAGAAGGAAGCCACACCUGCAGGCGGUCAUCGCACACAAAUACGUGCUCAAACCUCAAGGUUCGGAUCUUGUGAACAAAUGUGCAGUAAGUGUGAGCAAUAUUCCAAAACAGAUCACUUCCCAUGCCAAAAAGAUCAAACUGACCACUGACACUGGGCUAGAAGAGGAGGAGUUAAUUGACAGAGCCCUUCCUUUGGAAACCAACAAUAACUUGGUGUCCAGCUCAGAAAAAGCCCCGAGUCCUCCUCGGAGUGUGACUGAUGUGGCUCCAAGCAGUGGGAAUGCCCCAGAUUGCCCUGUGGAUUCUCGAGUCAGGGACCACACAAACAACAGAAUUGAAAAACUCUACAUCAUGAAGGCCGACACUGUCAUCGUGGGGACUGUUUCAGAAGUGCCCAGUGGCAAGAACUGUGCUGUUAAAGGGUGUGACAGUAACCUCGAUGCCCAGGAAAGCAAGGAAGAGGAGCUGGAAAUGCACUACCCAGAGCAGGAGACAGAGUCUUUUCCAGGGAAUGAUGUGAUGGUGCCUGUGGAAGAGGAGGGAAAGGAAUUUCACCACCCUACCACUGCCACUGAGAAGUGACAGCCCACAGAGACAGCGUGGAGAUAGAGAAGCACCAGCGUGACACUAAGGCAGAAUUUAGGACAAGGGAGGUAAAACACACCGUGCCUUAGAUUAUUGGGAACCUCCUGGAAAACACUGAAACACUCAAACAAGGAGUUAGCACCUCUUUCAUCUCACAGAGGAGAGGAUCACCCAAACUGUUGGCCUUCAGAGCUGACACCAAAUACUUCUAUUUCCCUGUCUCCCAGUGUCAUACUGACAACAAAUUUGAAUCAAAGCUGCACGAUUUAGAGGACAUCUGGAUGUCAGCUGAAGUUUCAGAGCUUGCUUUCUCAGUGUGAAGGAAUGGAUUGAAAUCUAUGUCUGGUUACUUCUAUUAGCUGUGAAAAUUCUGGCCAGGAUUCUGAGUCAAGUUUGAGACUCAGCCAUGUUGUUUCUACUCCAAUACAUUCAAUUUGGUAAUAUAUUUUGCAACAUCUGGCAUUUACUCAAGGCUUCAACUUUUGAUUGAAAAUGAUAAUAAUCUCCAUUUUCCUUAGCAUAAACAUAACUCUCAAGUUUGUGGAUUUCAUGUUUCUUGAGGAAUUAGGAUCAAAAGGUGCCACACAGGCUUUGAAAAUAGAAGGCAAAUAAAACUAAUUGACAUCCACUGUACUUUAGGCCAUUCUUUCUAGGUUUUGAAGUCAAAUUAAUAUUUUUUUGACUACAUCAAAUCAUUAGUAAGUGUACAAAACAGCCUCUUCUGAUGGAAGCCAAACUGGCUGAGCAUCUGGCUAUUGGAUGAAGUAUGGGUUAAGCCUGUAAAAAGAGAAAUGAAGAAAAGAAACUAUUUCUCUACUGAAAAAGAGGCACAGCAGUUAUUUCCUAUAACACUGUUAAUAUCUGCUUGUUUUAGAAUCGUUCAUAAUCAUAGGGUGACACUGAUUUGCAUAUCCUUUAAAAACAAACCUGUUUGGUGGCCAACUGCCCUGUGUUAUGCUAUUUUUAAAUCUUUUGUGCUGCUUGUUCAGUAACUGUAAAUGUAAUAGUGCUGACUACACUGUUACACAGGACAGUGGAAAAUGAGCACUAUGACAAAGUGUGUCUUAAUAAUCAAAAAAAGGAACCACAAAACCCAUUACUUGCUUUGUAGCUUUGUCCUGAGCAGAGCACUGUAAUAACAGUGGUGCACCUGCAGCAACUUCUGUCUUAGAGAGAUCACAAGGGCACAAAAACCCCUUCUUGGGCCAGAGUUUGAGCCCAACAUUUCACCUCUGACACUUGCAGGAAGGGAUUAGUUAGGAAAACCACAACUGCUGUUUGCAUUGAUCAUAGUUCUGCAGUUGCAGCUGCCAUUGGGUUAAGGAUGUCAAAGAGUUUCAUUCAUCCUUUAUUGUUCUCUUACAUCAUCACCAUUAGUUUUUCUUCUCUCUUGAAUUUUCAAGCACAAUGUGCCUCCAUAAGCAGCUGUGGCCAAAGAUUACAGAUAUCAUGCACUGUGUAAAGGACUUUUAGCACUUUGAAACUGCCCUCUUCAUUCCAGUGAGUGUCACUAGCUGUUGCCUUACAGAAGUCAGUGAGUUGCUUUUUAUUUUUUUCCUUUUCCACCAAGUUGCUUUUGUGAUUGAUUGUAUCUCAGCUUUGAUUGCACUAAGCCUCCAGGUUGAGUCCCACCUUUUCACAUUACUCGUGUAAGUUUGAUGCUCCACUGGCUUGGUCAAUUUAGUUGACCUUUUCCACAUCUACUUUAACUUCACUACAUACUUCAUUUUAGAGAACACCAGUUCAUGGAUCCACAAACUGAAUAACCACAUUCACCUGGCUGUGAUUGUUCAGGGCUGUUCUGCAAUGACUGUAAUUGUGUAUUUCCACUCUGUUAUUAAUUAAUCUUUUUUACUGGAACAGCUUCUAAAAGAACCAUAUGCACUGCAACCUGCUGGACGUGUUAUAGUUAAUUGGUUUAAUAAUGCUGGUAAUCUCCGAAUUAAAAAUUACACGGGUUUUAAGCCAUGGCCACA
Molecule: messenger RNA, 3550 nt
Organism: Passer domesticus (house sparrow)
Lineage: Eukaryota; Metazoa; Chordata; Aves; Passeriformes; Passeridae
Gene: TNFRSF8
Product: TNF receptor superfamily member 8
Exons: 11
Coding region: 48-1571 (507 amino acids)
Molecular function (GO): protein binding
Source: RefSeq, a predicted model, not a curated record